Pangasianodon hypophthalmus (striped catfish) is the source of this 2656-nucleotide messenger RNA. RefSeq names its product coronin 2Ab (gene coro2ab). Lineage: Eukaryota; Metazoa; Chordata; Actinopteri; Siluriformes; Pangasiidae. The record is from RefSeq and is a predicted model, not a curated record. Gene Ontology annotation, molecular function: actin filament binding. The transcript has 12 exons. Bases 33 to 1661 code for a protein of 542 amino acids. Gene Ontology annotation, biological process: actin filament organization.
ACAGUCUCCUGUUGCAGUGGCUCGUCUCUCAGAUGUUCGAAGGCGUGACUGCAGGCUUCAUGACCGUCUUUAAGAUGUCGUGGCAGCCUCCAUACCAUGGCUCAAAGUUCCGUCACGUUUACGGAAAACCAGCGAGUAAGGGCCAGAAUUACGAUGGCCUGCCAAUCACUCGCGGUGUCCAUGACAACCACUGCUGUGCCGUCAAUCCGUGCUUCAUGGCGGUGGUCACUGAGUGCGCUGGGGGCGGAGCCUUCAUCGUCAUCUCCAUACGUGACAAAGGCCGUGUGGACCCUCAUCACCCCCGUGUGUGUGGUCACAGCGCCCGGGUUCUGGAUGUUAAGUGGGAUCCAUUUGAUGACCAGCGUAUAGCUUCCUGUUCUGAAGACUGCACGGUUAAAGUGUGGCAGAUUCCCAGUAAUGGAUUGAAGGAAAAUCUGAUCAGACCACAGAAGGAGUUGUUAGGCCACGUCCGGAGGGUGGGGCUUAUCGAGUGGCAUCCAACCGCGAAGGACAUUUUGUUAAGCUCCGCCUACGAUUAUCGAGUGUGUGUGUGGCGUGUGGACCAUGUGGGCGUGGCGGUGGUGAAAACGCCGGUGUGUGUGAUACACACACACACUGACCUGGUGACGAGUGUGAGCUUCAGCGAGGAUGGCAGCAGAAUCGCUACAACAUGCAGAGACAGAAGACUCCGAGUCCUCGAGCCGCGCACAGGACACACACUUCAGGAGUCAUGUAAUGAGUCUCAUAAGGCCUUCAAGGUUCUGUUUCUGUCCAACCGGAACCUGCUGCUCACAACUGGAACCUCCAAGUGGAACCAGAGACAGUUCGCACUGUGGGACCCGGAUGAUUUAUCUGAGCCGUUGUUGGAGGAGGAUGUAGAUGGAGGUUCUGGAGUUCUCUUUCCAUUUUAUGAUCCUGACACACACAUGCUGUACCUGGCUGGCAAGGGAGAUGGUAAUAUUCGGUACUAUGAGGUGAGUGCGGAGAAACCGUAUAUACACUUCCUGGCAGAAUAUCGUUCUCCACUACCACACAAGGGCCUGGGUGUGAUGCCGAAGCGAGGGUUAGACACAGCGCAGUGUGAAGUGUUUCGCUUUUAUCGCCUCGUUACGGUUAAAGACCUCGUGGAACCGUUAUCCUUUAUCGUACCACGAAAGUCUGAGGACUUUCAGGAGGACAUUUAUCCGAUGACGGCGAGCAACGAGGCGGCCAUGACGGCUCAGGAGUGGCUCAUGGGGCAAAACAAGGGCCCAGUGCUGAUGUCUCUGAGGCCUGUGAGCAAGGUGCAGAACCCGUACCCAGCUCCAGAGCAGGACGCUCAGCUUGGGCGCUCAGCCUGCAGCCUGGACAGCCUCCUGGUGAACUACGGAGCAGAGAAACCGGCCAAUCAGAAAGCAGGGUAUGAGAUCAGUGACCUAUCAGAAUGGCAGGAGGAUGAGACUCAGUGGAACAGCUGGAGAGACACACACUGUGGGGUUCGGUGGUGCGAGUCAGCGGGAUACACACCACCGGCCGCAGAGAAGGAGCUGCUGAAUGUGUUUUAUAAGCAGCAGGAAGAGAUCAGAUCUCUGAGGCAGCAGCUCCGUCAGCGGGACAGCAGGAUUCAGCAGCUGGAGCUCGAGAUCAAGAACAUACGCAAUCAGCUGAGAGCCUCGUUCUGAUCCGGCUGAUUAAAGCACACGGAGAAGCCAUGCACCGGAGACUGACUCACUGAACAGAGAAUCAUAUGACCAUGUGAUUCACUGCGAGUCAGAAAGAAAUGAGGAAGUGUACAGAUAACCAGAGCUGUUCUAGUAAAGCCUGCCCACUCGCCGGCCAUCUCAGAAGGUUCCUGGUGGUUAUUUUUACACGAGAUAAUGACGUGUCACAGUCGAAUUAACUUGCAUAUAUGAGCUGUUCGAUAUUUUAACUCAUUUUUUAAUACACUAACAGCUUAAUUUACAGCAUCAGCAUAUCUCUCUAUCCAAAACAUAAACACACUUUUGACACAGUUGAGAAAAGUUUAUUUCAUAAAACAUCACUAUAAACAUCAUCAGGUGACAAACAUCCACUGAUUUGUCUGGACUAAUAAGUAAAAAAUUUUAUCAAAAGUACAGUACAGUGAUUUUCUGACAUCACAAAUCUACUGACUGACACACACACGUCUAAUCUGGCAUGACUCUAAAUGAGUAAAUCUGAUCUUAAUGUACGGUAUUGCUUUUAAAGGUUUGUUCAUUACACACAAACGCAACACAAAGUUUGUGCAAAGCUGCUGCUCAUAAAUCCACACUGAAAACCUUUACAUUUAAUUAAUCAUGCGAUUGACUGAAGUUCAACAAUAUCGUCAUUGUUGUUAUCUCCAUGUUUGGUGGUCAUUUGAUAUCUGCUACAUUGAUGAUGUUCUGAUGAACUACUGAAGACUGAUUCCUCUAACAAACCCAUUUAUAUUUAUUUUUAAAUUUUAAAAUUUCUCCUGAGUGCAAAUCUGUAAACAAAAUCAUUCUGGUCAAACAGAACCAAAUCAUCUUACUGCACAUUGUUCAAGUCCUUGGUUCAAAAGAGCUGUUGUUCUUGUGAAUUUCAUCUGAAUUACAUUUAAUUUAUGAAAGUUGUUGGGGUUGAAAUAUAAAAAUUUGGUGCCACUUGAUUGACAGGAAGUCAACAUACACAGCUGAAU